CUUUAUUUUAAGUAUCAACUAUGCACUUAACCUCGCCCCUUUCCAUCGGUCUCUCGCUCUGCAUAGCUGCAGCUACUGGAUCCUGUCAUCCAUCAUCCGCGAAGCUCACAAGAUGCAUUGAGAAACCAUCUAUCAAUGCCACAGCGGACAACUACCCAGGCUCUGCUUCAUCAGCUCACAGCACAACCUAUCCAUAUAACGUCACCUGUCUCAACGAUGUUCCUGUUGCAGCAUCAGCCUGCAAGUCCAACGAUCCUGACGAAGCUCUUGCAUGUGCGCGCAAAUACAUCGAUGCCAUCGAUGAGCAGAUCAGCUUUCUGUACGCGCGUCGUCUAGGCUACGCUGCAGUCGCAGGAGCAGCCAAGUUCAAAAAUGGCACGGCUUUGAACGACCCCACCAGGAACCAGGCCGUUGCUGCCGGAAUGGCAGCCAGGGUUCUCAAGUACGGAGGCAGCGGGGAGACUGGCAGGAUCAUGGGUGGUGAAGGUUGCCAGAUCUAUGCUAGUCUUAAGUAUGAGGCUCAGCAGAUUCAGAACUGCGGUGGAAAGUUGAACGAGACCUUCGAGAGGGUCUGCAAGUGAGAAUCUUCAACAUGGGCGCAAAGGCGGGCGAAGUGAGAUAGUCUGAGGGAAGCAAUUGGAUGCAGCUGUCAAGAUGCAAAAUAGGGUUGAUUCGAAUGUUAGUGCGAAUCUAUCUGAGACUAUAAAAUUCUCAUCAUACGAGUCCUUGCGGCGGUCUGGCCAAUUCAGCAAUCGCCUAAACUUUGAGACAACUCUAAGUGACCGUUUUCAGGAAGGUCAAUUAGCAAUGACAUCUUGUUAAUUUCCUA
Messenger RNA from Fusarium oxysporum Fo47, 829 nucleotides. Its product is annotated as chorismate mutase. The transcript has a single exon. Gene Ontology annotation, biological process: chorismate metabolic process. The record is from RefSeq and is a predicted model, not a curated record. NCBI's taxonomy places the organism in Eukaryota, Fungi, Ascomycota, Sordariomycetes, Hypocreales, Nectriaceae. Bases 21 to 581 code for a protein of 186 amino acids.